AUGCCCAUCCUCACCAGCUCCAGGCCAGGAGACUUCGUGGGCAGGGGCACGCAGAGCGCUGAGGCCGUCGCCGAGCCCGUGGCAUCCCCGGGCAGCCCCUGCAGCCUCCUGGUCUGGCUUCUGCUCCUUCAGCGCUGGCUCAGGGAGGCCCCAGCGGGUGGGUCAGCGACGUCCUCGCCCACUUCACCCCUCUCGGGAGACUUGGAAGCGCUGCCCUGGAGCCUAGGAGGACAUGGCCUUCUCGGCUGUCCGAGGGGCUCCAGGGAGACAGGGCCUGUUUCUUUGAGGUUCUCCUUGCUACCUGUCCUCACCCCAUCGUGUGGCCAAGUGUUCCUGAAAAUCGUGGGAGGAAAUCAGAGUGAAGAAGGGAAGUGGCCCUGGCAGGUGAGCCUGAGGGUCAGUGGCAGCGUGUGCGGAGGUUCCCUCAUCUCAGCUCAGUGGCUGCUGACUGCAGCCCACUGUAUUUUAAGCUGUUACCGCUGCAGUGUCAUGAUGGGAGAUCGGAGUGUCUGUGGUGAAAUCUCAGGGUUGGUGGUUCCUAUCAGCCGAGUCGUUGUUCACCCUCAGUUCUCAACACGUGGAACUGUUAAAUAUGACCUUGCUCUUCUCCGGCUCUUCUACCCUGUAAAUUUCACUGGGGUCAUCCAGCCUAUAUGCAUCCCUGAGAAGACUUUCCAGGUGGAAGCUGGGACCAGGUGCUGGGUGACUGGAUGGGGCAAGCAACAAGAAUUCGGUGGCCCAUGUGUCUCAGUCUUUCUCUGGGAGAUGGACCAAUAUAUCAUCUACUAUGAAGAAUGUAAUGGGAUGAUCCAGAAGGCCAUGCCAGCAGAUAAGGAUGUAGUACUGGAAGGAAUGCUGUGUGGCUAUAAUAGUAUAGGAAACGAUUCUCGUCAGUUAAGUUCAUGGGGAGAUUCUGGGGACCCUCUGGUCUGUCAGUAUAAUACCACAUGGGUCCAGAUAGGGAUUGUGAGCUGGGGUGUCAGCUGUGGUUGUAAAAUUUCACCUGGAGUUUUUAUGGAUACUGCCUUCUACACUAAGUGGCUAGUUGCAGUGGUGAACCAGGCUACCUCUUUGUAUCCAGUGGUGCUCCUCAUCCUACUGGUGUGUCUGGUGCUGCCUCUGGGCAUCCUGGCGACCCUGUGA
Globicephala melas (long-finned pilot whale) is the source of this 1143-nucleotide messenger RNA. The record is from RefSeq and is a predicted model, not a curated record. Lineage: Eukaryota; Metazoa; Chordata; Mammalia; Artiodactyla; Delphinidae.